Molecule: messenger RNA, 1425 nt
Organism: Orbilia oligospora ATCC 24927
Lineage: Eukaryota; Fungi; Ascomycota; Orbiliomycetes; Orbiliales; Orbiliaceae
Exons: 1
Coding region: 1-1425 (474 amino acids)
Source: RefSeq, a predicted model, not a curated record
AUGUCGGGCUACCCCCAUGGAGGCAUGGGACCACCACCAUCAGGACCACCGCCGCCCAUACCUCCCCGCCCAAGUAUACAUACAUACCGUCAGGGAACCCAGCAAACAUACCAUUCCCAGGAGACAGCCGAAUCACCUGCUUGGAGAAUUCCAUACCAUGAAACCGAAGUGUUAAUAAGCACAGUGGAAUCUUCCUCCUCUAAAUCUUCACCCGCUGUCGGAACAUACAGUGAGACCAAUCUUUCAAGAAACUCUUCUAGAAGAUAUCAGGAAACAUACGCUAUACAAUCGGCACCUGCACCGGAGACAGAAGCCUUCGAUUCAAGCUUUAAAACUUAUUCAACUUAUUCAGAGACUACGGAGCACGACCCAAGGCAAUCUUCGCACAAUAUGGCCGUGGAAUCUCGAGGCAAUAUGGAAACAGAACAAGUAUCCGACGGGAUGUAUGAAGGUUUAACUCAGCUCGGAUGGGGAGGUAUGGCAUUCUACGAUACCUCAAGACCAUCGAACUGGACUCCAGCACCGCCAGAAAAUGUUCACCAGGACCGUGAUAACGCCGGUCUAAGGACAGUCAAGAAGGAAGUAGAACCGGAAUAUGAGAAGAUAUCCAUGGACUACUACGACCAUUUCACACCGACCUUCACACCUGCGACCUCAGCACCUCCUCCAAUUGCUUCACCCAUGUCUCAGCAUAGCCAAGGCCCUUCUCGAUCUUCUUCGACUCGUGAAACAAAUGACUCUUUUAGACCUGGAGUCCCUCACCUCUCAGUCUCCGACCCAUUCCCCAUUUCCGUUGACCAGGAACGUUACUACUCAGACCAAUCCAAUCUCCGCGAAUCCCAAUUCCCAGAACUCGUCAACCCCGGUGGUUCAGAUCCACUCUGGCAACCACCUUCAAGAAGCUAUACUUCCUACCGCCGUACUCCUCGUCUUGAAGAUGAGAAAAAGGCUAUCUACUUCGACUCUAAUGGUCUUCCAUCUCUCAGCGGAGUGCUGGGGCCCACUGCCGGCCUACAAGAGCCAGGCGGCAGGAAUUCAUUCCAUUUCGAUGAUGAAAAGAGGCUUUAUCCAAAUAAUUACAACCAAAGUUCUCUUUCCAUAAACUCCACUCAUUCGGAAAAUAUCCCUCCCUCGUCGAGAUAUAACAGCAGCGUCCAUCGCACACCAUCGUAUGCGAGUCUCGGGCCGGAUAACGAUUCUAGACCGCAGGAUACCAAGUAUAACUACAAUUCACCGCAGCAACAAACUGGACCUUGCAGGGAUGGUAUUCCGCCCCCACCUGUGAGAUACCUCUCUCAGAAGCAAGGAAAUAAGUUGGGUCAGCUCUUGCAAGAGAAGAAGAUGGACUAUGUCGUUUGCGAAAUGAAUAGGAAAGAUGAACUUCACCGAAAAAUGCAAGAAGAAUCAAGAAGAUUUGGUUAUUGA